Rotaria sordida is the source of this 3074-nucleotide messenger RNA. NCBI's taxonomy places the organism in Eukaryota, Metazoa, Rotifera, Eurotatoria, Philodinida, Philodinidae. The record is from the annotation of a GenBank genome assembly.
AUGGCAUUCAAAGGAACAUGGCAUCGUGGUGAUGGUGGUGGUGGUGGUGGUGGUGGUGCUUCUGGCGAUCGUCGUUAUACAUCAUCAACAGAUUCGUUUUCAUCAUUUGUUAUACCUACACAAGGUGUACCUGGAAAUCAAAUAGGUUUAGCACCCAUGAAUUAUCAAACAAAUCCUAAUGCAAUGUAUUCGGUAAUGAAUGCAGGUUCAUCAAUGAUGCCAUCGACUAAUUAUUCAUCGGCAACAAAAAGUUUACCAUAUACCGGUACUGUAUCAAAUGUGUUUCGAGAUUUUGGUGUUAUUGAUAAUGAAAUUUCAUUCAAACUAACUACGGUAUCUGGUCCAUUACCACGUGUUGGUGAUCGUGUUAUUUGUCAAAUGAAACCAGCUGAAGGUUUUGGUACUCAAACACCUUAUAAAUAUUAUGGAUUCGAUGUUCGAUCGGUUCAAACACCGACUGAUACACGACGACCUUCACGACCAACAGGAGGACCACAACAAAUGUCACGUAAUACUGAUUCAUAUAUAAAUCGUAAUCAAAAUCGAAAUCAAUCAUCAAAUGUCAAACGACCAUUACCAACAAAUAAUAAUAUUGAUCAUCAUCAUCAUCAAUAUAAUAAUAAUCAAAAUCGUGAUCGACAUGGACCAAUUAAUAGUACUUCAAUUAAUGAUCGACGUCGUUCAAGUCCAACAAGACGUAGUCGUUCACGUACAAAUAAAAUGAUGACACCUAAACGUAGUUCUCGUGCACCACCACCAAAAUAUACUUGUACAUUACCAAAAGCAUCACUUGAUUGUUCGGAAUUAAAUGUUACUCAAAUACGUUCACGUUAUACACGUUUACAUAUUCCAUCGGAUUUUUAUCAUACAUCUUAUAUAUGGCAUCAAUCAAUACCACUUGAUCAUCCAUUAAAAUUUAUAACACCAUGUUCAUUUCAUAUAUUUAAUAAAAAUGUUCCGCGUUUAUUUAAUGAUAAUGUAUCAAUUAUUGAUCCACCCGAUGUAGAUUAUACAUGGAAUGUUCGAGUAAUGUUAAUGUCAUCACCAGAUAUACAAACAUUAAUAUCUCGAUCAUGUUUAAUUAAUAAUGAACAUGGAAAAACAUCAGUAAUUAAUCCAGAUGAUUUAGAACAUCCAACAAAAUUAAUUAAAUUUCUUGUUGGUGUUCGUUAUCAAAAUGAAUAUUUUCCAUUAGGUGGUCCAUGGUCUCAAUCACUUGAUGGUUCAAAUCCUGAAAAUGAUCCUCAAGUAUUAAUACGUACAGCUAUUCGUUGUGUUCAAGCACAAACUGGUAUUGAUCUAAGCAAAUGUAUUCAAUGGUGCCGUUACCUGGAGGUUCGCUAUCAUCGUCCGGAAGAAAUACACAAGGGCCGUCUGAUUGAGAGUCGUGUUGAAAAUAUCAUCGUUUUCCUGCCGGAUAUUGCUGCUGCCUGCAUGCCAUCAAGCCUCGAUUGGGAAGAAACAAUAUCAAUGUACAAACAAGCAUGUGAUGAAGAAAUUGCUGAAGAACUCAAUGAAGACAAUAUACCCGAUCAUGAUAUUGAAACACGUAGUGCAGCUCAUCAUUCAUCAAUUGAUAUUGAAAAUCUUCGUGUUAUUGAUCUUAAAGCUGAAUUAAAAGCACGUGGACAACAUGUUACUGGUUUAAAAAGUGACUUAAAAAAACGUUUAGCAAAAAUUAUUCAACAAGAAAAAAUUGAUGAAGAAAAACCAGAAUCAUCUACGAAUAAUAAUGAUGAACAACAACAACAACAACAACAACCUUCAACAACUCCAAAUGAAACUGGAUCAAAUUCAACUAAAAUUGAAACAAAAGAACAUACACAAGUUGAUAUUGAUAAAUUACGUAAAGAAAUUGAAGCUAAAUAUCAACUUCCAUCACAUCGUUCAAUACUUGUUCAUCCAACAAUAGCUAAAGGAGAUAAAUUUGAUUGUCGUAUUGUAUCUCUCCAUUAUUUACUUAAUUAUGCAAAUAAAGAUACGAUCAAAGAAAAAUGCUUUGAAUUGUAUCUUUUCUCUGAAGCUUUUAAUGAAAUGCUUAUGCGUGAUUAUUCUUAUCAUAUUUAUCGAUCAUUAUAUAGUUGUUUAGAAGUAAAAGAUACAAAUAUUGAAACUGAAACAUCAACUAUUGAACAUAAGAAUGAUCAACAAGAACAAAAUGAAUUAAAAAUUGAUAAUAAAGAAGAACAAAUUGAAUCAAUGAUAACAAGUAAUGAUGAUGUUAUUCUUCCUGGUCUUGAUUUAAAUAUAGAAGAAAAUGAAAAAAAACGUAAACGAUCAUUAAGUCAAGAAGAUUCAUCAUCUCAACGAAAAAAAUCAACACAAGAAGAAACAAUUGAAAAAAGUCCAAACGAUGAACAAAAAUCAACAUUAACUAUUGCACAAACUCAUCAACGUACAAUUUAUCCUGAAUUAUUACUUGCAUUCACAUUUUUUGAUCGUAAUCGUUGUGGUUAUUUAACCGAAAAAGAUCUUGAAGAAAUUCUUUUACUAUCAGGCUUAUCAUUAACAAAAAAUGAAGCUAAAAUGUUAGUUAGUCGUAUAGCUCAUAAUGAAAAAGUUCAAUAUCAGCAAUUAACUGAUAAAACUUUACCAAUUGAUGAUCAUAAUACAAAUCAUAUUGAAACAAAUGAAAUCGAUAUUGAUCCACUUGCACCAAAAGGUAAUUUACUUCUUUUACCACAACAGAUGUCUAUAUUUGGUUUACGUUCAUCAAUAACAAAUAAUGGAAAUCAAUUAAUAACUUCCGUUGAUAAUCAACGAGCAAUGAAACAAUUAGAAUUAUCGAAUAAAAUUCAAACAGGACUUGAAUUAAAAAUUGAUACAUUAAAAAAAGAAAUUCAUAAUUUAACUGAUGAAUUACAUACAACACAAAAAAGUAACCGUUCUUAUAGUGAUCAAUUAACUGAUACAAAAAAACGUCUACGAGAUACUCAACAUGAUCUUAAAGAACUUGAAGAUAAAUAUAAACGUUAUUCUGAUGCACUUUAUCGUGUUCGAAGUGAAUCUCGUUCAACAUUUGAUCACUUAACACAUGUACUUGGUAUUAAAGAAAAACAACCAUCACAAGGACG